Molecule: messenger RNA, 1499 nt
Organism: Apaloderma vittatum (bar-tailed trogon)
Lineage: Eukaryota; Metazoa; Chordata; Aves; Trogoniformes; Trogonidae
Gene: PCSK7
Product: proprotein convertase subtilisin/kexin type 7
Biological process (GO): protein processing
Cellular component (GO): Golgi membrane; trans-Golgi network
Molecular function (GO): serine-type endopeptidase activity
Source: RefSeq, a predicted model, not a curated record
GGCCACGCGGCAAGCGAACCCGAAGCAAUAAGGCGAUCGGUGGACACUUUAUUUGCACAGCACGACAGCGUGCGGUGGCACUCGGAACAGAAGCUUCUGAAACGCUCGAAACGCAGCCUGCACUUUAAUGAUCCCAAAUACCCCCAGCAGUGGCAUCUGAACAACCGCAAGAGCCCCGGGAAGGACAUCAAUGUCACGGGCGUCUGGGAGCGGAACGUGACGGGGCACGGCGUGACGGUGGUGGUGGUGGACGAUGGCGUGGAGCACACCAUCAAGGACAUACAGCCCAAUUAUAGCCCAGAAGGCAGCUAUGACUUGAACUCCAACGAUCCCGACCCCAUGCCACACCCUGAUGAGGAGAACGGCAACCACCACGGGACCCGCUGUGCCGGGGAGAUUGCUGCUGUGCCAAACAACAGCUUCUGCACGGUGGGAGUUGCCUACGGGAGCCGCAUCGCGGGCAUCCGAGUGCUGGAUGGGCCCCUCACCGACAGCAUGGAGGCCAUCGCCUUCAACAAGCACUAUCAGAUCAACGACAUCUACAGCUGCAGCUGGGGUCCAGAUGAUGAUGGGAAAACCGUGGAUGGCCCCCACCAACUGGGAAAGGCCGCCCUGCAGCACGGAGUCAUAGCGGGUCGCAGGGGCUUUGGAAGCAUUUUCGUCGUGGCUAGUGGCAAUGGCGGGCAGCACAGCGACAAUUGCAACUACGAUGGUUAUGCCAACUCCAUCUACACCGUGACGAUCGGUGCGGUGGACGAGACGGGCUCCAUGCCGUUCUAUGCCGAGGAAUGCGCCUCCAUGUUAGCGGUGACCUUCAGCGGCGGCGACAAGAUGAUGAGGAGCAUUGUGACGACAGACUGGGAUUUGCAGAAGGGCACAGGGGGCAUUGGCCCCGCCGCUCCUCUCGCUGCUGGGAUGAUCGCGCUGAUGCUGCAGGUGCGGCCGUGUCUCACCUGGCGAGAUGUCCAGCACAUCAUUGUCUUCACCGCCACCAAGUACGAGGAUCGUCACGCAAAGUGGGACGUGAACCAAGCUGGCUUCAGCCACAGCCACCAGCAUGGCUUCGGCUUGCUGAACGCCUGGAGGCUGGUCAACGCUGCCAAGAUCUGGGAGUCCGUCCCAUACCUCGCCUCGUACGUGAGCCCUGUGCUGAAGGAGGGCAGGAGCAUCCCGUUACUCCCACAGGAGCUGGAGGUCGCCUGGAAUGUCACCACCACUGACCUGGAGCUCUCCGGCAUGAAGACGCUGGAGCAUGUGGCAGUCACCUUUGCGGACUGGACCUUCUCCACUGUCCGGUGCUGGGGCGAGGAAGCACAGGGCACGUACAGACUGGUCGUCAGGGACAUCGGAGAUGAGAGCCUGAGGCCUGGGACCUUGAAGCAGUGGCAGCUGACCCUGUACGGCUCCUCUUGGUCCCCAGCAGAGAUGAGGGAACGGCGGAGGGACACUGCCAGCCUGGGGUGGCGGGACAUGGAGGGCUGGAAGCAGGUGCUGCUCGG